GCCCGCCCGCCAGGCUGCAGCUCCCGGCGUGCCCUGCACUCUCUGCUGCCCGCCGCCGACCCCUCCUUCUUCUCGUCCCAGUGCCACCGAGCCGGAGCCCGAGCCACCGCCACCGCCGCCGCAGCAGCCACCUCAGCCGCGGGCACUAUGGCAUCUGGAGUUACAGUGAAUGAUGAAGUCAUCAAAGUUUUUAAUGAUAUGAAAGUAAGAAAAUCUUCUACACAGGAGGAGAUCAAAAAAAGAAAGAAAGCAGUUCUCUUCUGUUUAAGCGAUGACAAAAGACAAAUAAUUGUAGAGGAAGCCAAGCAGAUCUUGGUGGGUGACAUUGGUGACACUGUAGAGGACCCCUACACAUCUUUUGUGAAGUUGCUACCUCUGAAUGAUUGCCGAUAUGCUUUGUACGAUGCUACAUACGAAACAAAAGAGUCUAAGAAAGAAGACCUAGUAUUUAUAUUCUGGGCUCCUGAAAGUGCACCGUUAAAAAGCAAGAUGAUUUAUGCUAGCUCUAAAGAUGCCAUUAAAAAGAAAUUUACAGGUAUUAAACAUGAGUGGCAAGUAAAUGGCUUGGACGAUAUUAAGGACCGCUCGACACUGGGAGAGAAACUGGGAGGCAGUGUUGUAGUUUCCCUUGAAGGAAAGCCACUAUAAAAUAAUAGCCAAGUGCCAUUUGAUCUUAAGGGGCUUACAUUUAUCUCUC
Molecule: messenger RNA, 697 nt
Organism: Mus pahari (shrew mouse)
Lineage: Eukaryota; Metazoa; Chordata; Mammalia; Rodentia; Muridae
Gene: Cfl2
Product: cofilin 2
Exons: 4
Coding region: 148-648 (166 amino acids)
Biological process (GO): actin filament fragmentation; cell motility; actin filament severing
Cellular component (GO): actin cytoskeleton; actin cortical patch; cytoplasm
Molecular function (GO): actin filament binding
Source: RefSeq, a predicted model, not a curated record